Lates calcarifer (barramundi perch) is the source of this 4595-nucleotide messenger RNA. Its product is annotated as BRCA1 DNA repair associated. Bases 177 to 4412 code for a protein of 1411 amino acids. Gene Ontology annotation, cellular component: BRCA1-BARD1 complex; BRCA1-A complex; plasma membrane. Gene Ontology annotation, biological process: positive regulation of transcription by RNA polymerase II; double-strand break repair via homologous recombination; negative regulation of fatty acid biosynthetic process. NCBI's taxonomy places the organism in Eukaryota, Metazoa, Chordata, Actinopteri, Centropomidae. The transcript is spliced from 21 exons. The record is from RefSeq and is a predicted model, not a curated record. Gene Ontology annotation, molecular function: metal ion binding; ubiquitin-protein transferase activity.
UAACGCUACUUGAGCCGGACCAAUAGGAGGCGCUGUAACAUCAUCUGCAAAACGCCGUUGAUCAGAAGCAGAAGAAGACCAUAGUUGCGGGAAAACUGAAGCGGAUGAUCCCAGUGUUGAAAACUGCAGACUGCAAACAAACAAGAUUUUUCUUUUAUAGCUUUUAAAAAACCAUCAUGAACUCCCCAAAGGCCACAGAUGUCAAAAAGGGGAUAUCAGUCCUUUGGGAGACUCUACAGUGUCCCAUAUGCUUGGAUUUAAUGACAGUACCAGUAUCUACUAAGUGUGACCAUCAGUUUUGCAAAUUUUGUAUGCUGAAACUUUUGGACAACUCUAAACAAAACAGAGCCAACUGUCCAGUGUGUAAAACCAAGAUAACCAAAAGGAGCUUGCAGGAGAGCCCUGGGUUUCAGAGACUUGUAACAGGAUUGCAGGACAUGAUACAAGCAUAUGAACAAGACACCAGCACAAACUACUUCACUGGAAUGUCCCUGCAAGAAAAACAGUCAGGUGUUACAGAUGCUGAAGCUACCAAACAUCCUCCUAAUACAUCAUCAGGAGAUACACCCUUGACUGACCUUGACAACAUGGAAAAUGCAGAUGAUGCUGAUCUUCCAAGGUCCCACUCUUCAACUAUAGCAGCCCAGAAUGGAUUUGCAAGACUCAUGGGACUUGAAGACUCAGCUCCUUUGACGACAGAAAAUGAAGGCCUUGACAGUGGCCUUGGUGAUGCCCCACUGACUUCUGACAAGAAAAUGCACAGCUCUACAGAUAAUUUGGAACCAGUAGAAACAGAAAUGUCAGAAAUUGUGGAAAAGUCGACAUCAACACACAAAACAAGAGGCAAAAGGAGAACUGGUAGAUUGGAGAACAACCCCCUUCAUCCAGUAUUAAUUUCAGAUGAGACUGAAUAUCAAUCGUUGAGAAAGUCCUCGCGGAAGAAGCAGAAAAAGGAUUCGGAGCGGGAUGAGAUCCUUGAGCAGAAAAAGAAGAAAAGUCUAGAGAAAGUUGCUGAGUGGCUCAUGAAAGUUCCAACUGAAGGAAGCCUUGAGUUGGAGAAGCCAGACGGAGAUGCUGACGACUCUGACAGCUGUUCUUCAGCUUCAACAAUAGAUGUCAAGCAACACAUUAGUGACGUGAAUGAAAAGAGAGAAGAUCGCGCUAAAGCUCUUGAAGAACAGGUGUUCGGCGCCGUAUACAAACGAGAGAGAAGAGGGAACAGGAGCAGCUCUCUUUUUGUUGAAUUACCAACAACUACAAAACAGAAAACAAGCACUGAAGAUAAAGAUGAGAGCAACUUUGAGGCACAGCAGCAAUUAACAGAAGAAGUAAAUGACAUUUUUAAAGAAGCAGAACAGAUGGAAGUCAUGGAGGAAAAUAGUAUAGACAAACAUGAGGAAGAGUUGAACAACUUGCCUGAAAGUGACAAAAAUAAAGGUAAAAGUGAAGUUCCCUGUCCUGUGUCUGAUACUGAAGAACCACAACCUGUAAGAAAGUCAAAGAAAAGGAUGCGUAAAGCUCUGCAGCAGGUUGACAGCGAUUUGCAGAAGCAAGCUGAGGCAACGCCAGAAAGUACAGAGCAAAAGAAAACUGACAAGAGGAAAGGUAAAAACACAAGGUCAGAAAAAGGCAAGUCUACCAGAGUCCCAAAGCCUCUUGUUCUGGUUGGGGUUCAAAAUGGAGAAACCAGUCCAAAGACUAGACCAAGAUCAGCAGAAGUUCAAGUACAAAUAGAGAACUAUCCCAGCAGUGAGGACCAAGAAACCAGUGUCACAAGAAACACCAGGAGAAGUAGAAGGCUUCAACUCUUUGCUGAGGAAGUCCAGGAAAGUCACAAGAAAGCAAUCUUGAGAGCUAGUGUAGCUGAAAAAGAUGGCAAUGUUGCAAAGGAAUCAGAGGAAGUUAAAGGUGGAACCUUGGAAAAAACUGCAUCACCUAAGAACGAAUGCAUGACAAAGUUGGCCAAAAGAAAUGGAUGUAUUUAUGAUCAAGAUUUAGGAGGGAUUGAAAACAUGGAUUCUGGUGAGAGAACGUCUUAUCUGACACCAAAAGAAGAUGUUAAAGAGUCCAUUGCUGAAGUGCCGAAUGCUGAAAACCUGUCUGAAGCCAGUGCUGCUUGUUAUGUCCCUGUGGUCCCAGAUUCUACAAGUCCAACUGAAGCUGCUGUGGUAGAUCCAACACUUGAAAGUGACAAUCCGACUAGUAGUCAGUUCCCAAAGAAUACGCAAAUGUUUGCCUGUGAGACUAAGUGCACUACAACAGAAAAUGAGGAGGACAGGAAUGAUAGCGAGCUGGACACAGAGCAACUGCUCAGGAGUUUCAAAGCCACUAAAAGGAAGUCUUUCCAUCUCGGUGCGCCGAAUGUGAAAAGAAGUCGUAGAUUUGACCAAGGAAACACGCAGAGCGAUGAAGCAGAGGAAAAUAAUCAACAAAGCAAUACAAAGACUUCUGAAAUUGCCAAACAGGAGACAUUAGCAGACAAUGAAAACUCAUCCUCCAGUGAUUUGAUCUCCCCUUCUAACUCCCCCGGCCUGACAAGAAAAACAGUUUUUGAGAAACCAGAUCAAGUUGUGGUUGAAGCCUUGAUCCCUGAUACCAGUCUUAGCAGUGCCCUCAGUCCUAAUAAAGUGUCAAAACUUGAAAUGGAAAGUCCUCAUCUUUCUGUUGUCCCUCAGCUAGUAGAUUCUGGGCUCCGAUUCACAGCUGUUGAACACGAGGAGCUAAAUGAAGCCUCUCAGAUUUCAAACAGUAAGCCUGAUUAUACAGUGAGGGAUGGUGGCAAAGGGAAGGAGAUAAGAGACAGCAUUUCUUCUGGAAAACAUUCCGUCAACACAGCUGAACAUAUCUUAGUUGCAGAGUCUUCUUUAACUCCUGAUGACCUUGUGACACCAGUUGUCCAGAUGGUCCACAGAACAAAAUCAAACAACAGCGGAAGCGCAGAGCUCAGCACGCAGUCCUCCAUCAAGAGCAACCCAAGGAAGAAGAGAAGGGCUCAGAGGCUGGACUCUUCACCCGAGUCUGCUAGCAGUGGAUCUGGAGAGGAAUUACCAACUUUGACGCAGAUUUUUGGAAAGCCAGCUCCUCUGGCUGCUGUGACCCAGGAUCAGGGAGAUUCCAGUGAAGCUAAUGGAUGCGAGGCUGCUCGUGUUACAGCUGAUACAGCAGAUCGGUUGAGCCGUCCACCUGCAUGCCCCAGUCCAGACUGUGUUAAUUCCAGUCAAGCGUCUGUGGACUUGUUUGGCACGCCAGAGGAAUGUGAUGUCCCUGUAAAUGAUACUGGUGUUUCCAUGGAAUCAUCACAAUUUUCAAGUGAAGUCCUUGUUACUCAGCAAAAGAUAGAAAUGCAGAAGGAGCUGGUGAGGCUGGAGAAGUUGAUGGCUCUGGUCUCGGAGGUGCUUCAGGAGAAGGAGGGCAGCCCUGCAAAAGAAGUCCCCUCAGAAACAAAUCAAAGCAGCAAAACCACAGGCCCUGACACUCACAGACCCCCCCUGUGUUACCAGGAUGCAGGCCAAGGUCCAGACCAGAAAGAUGUCCCAGAUGCAGAACGAGAGCCCUGCACAAAAGCAUCUCAUAGCAAAGGAGUCAUCCAGCCCAUUGUGACAAUGCAUGGCAGUACUACAGAGACAACAGUGCAGUGCUCUUCACACAUGGGCCAGAGUGUAAAAGGCACUGAAGUCUCCAAGACAGCUGGAUCAAGUUCAGCAGCCAAAACACAAAAGAACUGUGGUUUGCCAUCAGAUGGGCAGGAAGACAAAGAAAACAACACACCUAGCAGAGACAGGAGUAAAGCUAAGCUGGUGCUAGUGUCCUCUGGAUUAGAGUCCCAUGAACAGAUAAUGGUGAAAAAGUUUGCCAAACGAGUUGGGGCGCGUGUGGUUUCCCAGGUGACCUCAGAGGUGACUCAUAUAAUAAUGCAUACAGAUGAACAACUGGUGUGUGAGCGCACACUCAAGUACUUCCUUGGCAUUGCAGGCAGGAAGUGGGUGGUGAGCUUCCAGUGGAUCUCAGAGUGCUUCAAACAGAAGAAACUCUUAGAUGAGAGUCCUUUUGAAGUGAGAGGUGACGUGGUGAAUGGACCCAACCACCAGGGCCCUUCAAGAGCUCGCACCACCGAGGACAAUAAUCUGCUCAUGAAGGGCUACAAGAUCUGCUUCCAGGGGCCUUUUACAGACAUGACUACAGAUGAAAUGGAGUGGAUGGUGGAGCUCUGUGGAGCAGCUGUAGUUAGAGAUCCACUUCUCCUCGACAGUAAACAGAAGUCCCAUCAGCUGGUCAUUGUACAGCCUGGAUCAGAGUCGUCGUCAUCUGCAUACAGCCGUUUCUCCAAACAAGCCACAGUUGUGACACGCGGUUGGCUUUUGGAUACAGUUGCGACUUACACCCUCCAAAACUACAACAACUACACAACAUGAGCUGAGGGACCUGGUGCAUUAUAACCACAGCCAUGUGUUGUCUUCUCCUGAUCUGUUUUACAAAUUCUGUUUUUUAAUGUCUGGUACUGUAACCAUACUACAAUCUGUUUUACUGAUGAUUCUGUGUGUUUUGUGUGUGCAUGACAUGAUGUAUAUAAAGUUUAAUCAAUAGAAGAUACUUAA